Clupea harengus (Atlantic herring) is the source of this 1676-nucleotide messenger RNA. RefSeq names its product family with sequence similarity 177 member A1a (gene fam177a1a). Lineage: Eukaryota; Metazoa; Chordata; Actinopteri; Clupeiformes; Clupeidae. The record is from RefSeq and is a predicted model, not a curated record.
GUCCUCCCCCCGGUUUUUUUCUGAAGGUAGCAAACCUAGCUAACCAUCGGUAGAGUUUAACGGUGGUUGUGGAAAAGGAAGUGGAGAUGGCCGAAUUGUCACUUUACCUUACAAACAUUAACGUAUCCGUGGGCCAAACUAUGGACAAAGAGAAGACUCCCAAUGUGGGAAAGGAUUUUGAGAAUGUGGAGCUCGGUGAUUUGGGCCUGAAAAAGCAGAAGGUUCCCCGCAGAACUAUAUACUUUGCCAGUGGGGAGACGAUGGAGGAAUACAGUACUGAUGAAGAGGAGGAGGAAGAGCCUAAGAAAAAGAAUACCAUGACUAUAAUUGACCCUUCAACACUGACAUGGGGCCCGUAUGUGUGGUUUCAAAUGUGGAGAAUGGCUACCUCAACAGUUUCAGUGUGCGAUUACCUUGGCGAGAGACUGGCUUCGAUCUUGGGCAUAACAUCACCGAAGUAUCAGUAUGCCAUCGAUGAAUACUAUAGAAUGAAAAAGGAGGAGGAGGAGGAGGAAGAAGAGAACCAGCUUGCUGAGGAGGCAGAGAGGCACUUCAAUGGGCAAGUGAGCCAGGAGGGUCAGCUGCCCAGGAUGGAGCAGCCGGAGACCAGCGCCUCGUUUGUGAACGUCACAUUUGAGCUGGAGCAGGAGCCUCAUUCAGCACCUGAUGCUGUGCAUGUCCCAGCCCCCCUCCCCUCUUAAGAUCCUCUAUUAAACAGACUUUUAGUUUAUGGUCCCUUUUUUUGUUCCUUUGCCAUUUGUAGAUUUGUGGAUUUGUUCUGAACAUAAUCCAGUUUAGGAAUGAAGUGUAGUGCAGGGAUGUACUGAAGAUUUAGCUUCCUGUCCAGGGAAAUUAUGUAAAUGUGCUAUGAACAGCACUGUGAAGAGAUUCGGUAAUGUUAUGAGCGCCAAGCUGUAGUGUAAUUACUGUCUAUUAUGGCUUUUUUUUUUUUACAAGUUUUUCUAUGCAAGUAAUGUAAUAUAUUUCUAUGUAUGAUGCUUUGUUGAUGCAUGGCAAAUAUGAUUAUUGAUUUGUAUGAAAGUGUUGACUUUUGGUCAGUUCUAAAGGUACUUAUUGUUGGCCUACAAUUCAUUAAUUUGUGUCUCUGUCAAAAUAGGCUGAAUCAGUUUAAAAGUGCAGAGUUUGAGAAAAUACACUUCAUAAACUGUAAGAUUUUCAUGGCCUAAUUUGCUGUUUCCUAUCCAAGGGCAUGUUCAGGUAAUUUGAUUACACUUAAAAUAUGUUGAAGCCAUGGGUAUACUAACAGAGCAACUGUACCAUGUUGCCUUUUAUACAUAGGUCAAUCUUCAUGUAAUUUCUGGACUGUCAGUUAUUGAAUAUUUGCCAUCAGAUGUUCUCAUUAGGUCAUGUAACCUUAUGGAAUUACGAGGUAUCUGUAGGUAGCCUGUUUGUUUGUUUGUUAGUUUCUCUUUCCUUUUAUUUACAUAGACAAAAUGAUUAUGUUGAUCUGAAUCUUGGUCUUGAUUUGGAAUGGAAGAGUAUAGGAUGCCUUUACUGUAACUAGUGUUAUCACCUGAGAUUUUCAACUGAAGGAAUGAAUUUGUCACGGACAUGAAAAAUCCUUUGCUUAUUGAUGUAAUCACGACACAUUUCUGCAAUUUGAAGUAAAAAAAGCUGCUUUUAUUUAUGUUAAUAAAACAUUUUUGUAAAUUCAA